AUGGGGUUGGGAGGCGUGCUGAACUGAGGCGGAGGGUUUGCUUCUCAUGCCGGUGGAAUCAAUAGCGUCUGCAGACAGGAAUACCUUUCCCACAUUACUGCCUCAUUGCCAACACUUCAGCCACGGCUCUUCUUCCAGCACGGAUUACACUCAGAUCGCUUGUGCAUUUGUUCACUCCCUUACUUUCUUUCUCCAUCUCUCACGUUCUGUCUCCUUACUAUCUCUCUCCCCCCUCUCUCUCUCUCUCUCUCUCUUUCACUCGCUCUCUCUCUAGCCAACCCACACCCAGUGAUUCUGUAUCUUGGUUUUUUUGUGGUGGAAGAAGGGAUGCUGCUGUGAAUUCUUUUUUGAAUGUGUUUUAGACACAUUUUUUUCUGUACCACAGGAGGUGUGCUUUCUGUAAUUUUUUGGGAGUAAUUGUUUUUGAGAAACCUUGUUGAAAAGAGCUUACUCACAAUGUUGGGCUUGGAUGUUUGUGAAUUUGGUGGACAGUUUCUUGAACUGCUCUGGUUAACAGUUUGCUACAGAGGCAUAAUGGCUGACAAAGAUAAAGAUGUGCCAGUGGUUGAGGAUGAAGAUGAGCCAGAUCUGAACUACCAGCCUCCGGCUCAGAAGAGCCUGCAGGAGAUCCAGGAACUGGACAAGGAUGAUGAAAGCCUGAACAAGUACAAGCAAACCCUCCUGGGUUCUGGACCUGUGGUGGCAGAUCCCAGCAUUCCUAAUGUCCAGGUGACCCGACUCACUCUGAUGUGUGACCAGGCCCCUGGACCCAUCACCAUGGACCUGACAGGUGACCUCGAUGCUUUGAAGAAGAAGAACUUCACCAUGAAGGAGGGAGUGGACUACAGGGUGAAAAUCCACUUCAAGGUCAACAGGGACAUCGUGUCUGGACUGAAAUAUGUGCAUCUGACCUACAGGAAAGGAAUCAGAAUGGACAAGGCAGUGUACAUGGUGGGCAGCUACGGUCCGAGAGCCGAGGAGCAUGAGUUUCUCACCCCGGUGGAGGAGGCUCCGAAGGGCAUGAUCGUUCGGGGAAGCUACCACAUCAAAUCCUUCUUCACAGACGACGACAAGACAGACCAUCUGUCGUGGGAGUGGAACCUGCAAAUCAAAAAAGACUGGGACAGUGCAGAGUAAAGAGGUCUUCCUCUGUCUCUCUCUCCCAGAUGCAUAGCAACAUACCCAAUUUAUCACUGAUGUUUAAGACAGAGACAUAGGCUUGGUAGAUAUGGUUUUGCUGGCUUUGCAAAUGAUUCAAUAACAAUUAGUCGUAUAUAAAAAAAAAAAAAACAUUAAAAAAAAAUAUAUAAUGAAGAUAUUCCUACAUAUUAGGUGUAAUCAACAGUGAGGACAUACAGUGACUGGCAGGGUAUUAGAGGCGACUUAGUACUUUGUAAUAGAUUUAACAAUGGUAUAACCAACAAAUGAAAUCCCUCAUGCCUGUACACUCAGGUUUUAGUGUAUACUGUAAAUGUAAAUAUUCCAAUGUCUGUAUUCUUGCAAUGCAUUUCGAGUUCUUUACAGAGCCCAUGACCGGAUCAGUGCAUGCUUGAAUGUGAAGCCAUCGUGUCUGCAAUGGCUAAUUUCUUGUCUCGAUGAUGUAAUCAGCCUGCUGUUACCUGAUAAAUACAUGUGUAGGACGUGGUUUGUACUAAGUGUUGCUUGUCAAAAAAGGUGUUUCUGAGCAUUAAACCCCUGUAGAAAAGAUCAGCUGAAACCGAUAUGAAGUUGUCUGGCUGAUCUCCAGCAACCAGUUCUGGUAAAGCUGCUUCACUUUUCUUGUUGGUUAGUCCUGACUGGCACCUCAGCUUCUAAAAUGCAACAUUUGCUGGUGAUAUUGCUGGUCUUUUCAGCUGGGAACCAUCAGUGGAGCCCAUAGUCAAGCACCCUCCUCAUUCCCUGAAACAAUUUAAGAUCUGUUCCUCUCUGUCCAUGUGUCUGUAACUGUCUUCCAUCAAGCUUUUAUAUUAGAUUGUCUCUGAUAUUUUUUUUUUUUUUUUGACAUUCCAAAAUAAAUCCAUUUAUUGUUUA
Molecule: messenger RNA, 2031 nt
Organism: Cyprinus carpio (common carp)
Lineage: Eukaryota; Metazoa; Chordata; Actinopteri; Cypriniformes; Cyprinidae
Product: rho GDP-dissociation inhibitor 2-like
Biological process (GO): Rho protein signal transduction
Cellular component (GO): membrane; cytosol; cytoplasm
Molecular function (GO): Rho GDP-dissociation inhibitor activity; protein binding
Source: RefSeq, a predicted model, not a curated record